Candidozyma pseudohaemuli is the source of this 1491-nucleotide messenger RNA. RefSeq lists its product as uncharacterized. NCBI's taxonomy places the organism in Eukaryota, Fungi, Ascomycota, Pichiomycetes, Serinales, Metschnikowiaceae. The record is from RefSeq and is a predicted model, not a curated record. The coding region runs from base 1 to 1491 and encodes 496 amino acids. The transcript has a single exon.
AUGGCGACCGCCUUCACGGCCUCGCUCGUGUCAGCUGCCCCAGCCACUGGCUCUGCCGUCAACAUCAUGAAGAGAAGUGAAAGUGGUGCUGAGAUCAUUGACUUCGAAUACGUUGCCAAAGCUAUGCGUGAACUUAAUGAGAGAAGUGCUUCUGGCAAUGUCAAUGCCGCCCAGAAGCGUGACGAUGAGGACUUUGUGGACCAGUUGUUGACUCAACUCCACAACUCCAACUUGCUCGAGGAGUUUGUUGACCAGUUUGCCAACUCUCCUCGUUUGAAGCGUUCUGUCCAAGAGGGUGUUGCCCAGGCCAUCCAGGACGGUAACGUCGACGACAUUGUUGUCUUCAAGGCCUUGAAGAACAGUGGUAAGAUGCAGCAGUUCUUCGAAUCCGUUCUCAACGACCAAGACUUGAACGUCGCUCUUUCCUCCGAUGCUAAGAACAUCGUGGAGGAGGUUGAGAGAGACGGUGUUGAGGCUCAAAAGAGAGCUUUAGAGAGAGCCCACCCAUUCAUCAAGAGAUUGUAUGCGGAGCUCCCCAACGCCAGAGAGAAGAGAGACUUCCACCCUGACAUCUUGGACGCUUACGGAAUGGAGAAGAGAGACCUUGUCGAUGCUAUUGGAUCCAUUGUCAGCCUGAUCUUUGACUCUGGUAUCAUCCAGAACAUUAUUCGCUCUAUCUUUGGUAACACCAACUUGAUCCAAGGUGCCUUGAACUUGCUUACCGGUGUCAUUCGUGCUAUUCCAUGGGGUAACUUGUGGAACGCUUUCAAGGAGAGUGGCAUUAUCCUGAGAAUCUUCCGUUGGGGUUUCAACUUCGUUGUCGGUUUGUUCAGUUCUGGCACCGUUGGUAAAAUCUUCAACACUCUAUUUGGAGAUGGAGCCUCUGACACUUCUUUCCUUAGUCGCUUGUUGACUGUCUUGGUUGACGUUGGUGGUGAGCUUUUCCAGAGUAUUGUCAACAACGCUGGCCUCUUUGGUGAGCUUGCUAAGACUAUCUUCAGCGGUCUCUUCGGUGGAUCUGGCUCUGGUUCUGACGGCAACUUCUUGGAGAACCUCCUCGGUGGUUUGGGCUCUGGUUCUGGUUCUUCUGGAUCUGGCUCUGGUAACGAUGUUUCCUCUGGCUCUGGUUCAGGUUCUGGUUCCAGCUCCGGUGGUUUCUUCGACACUAUCUUCAACGAUAUCUUUGGCGGUGACUCGAGCAGCUCCGGCGGUUCUGGCUCUUCUGGAAGCUCCGGCUCCUCUGGUUCCUCUGGUUCUGGCCUUUGGGGCUCUGGUUCCUCUGGCUCCUCUGGCUCCUCCGGCUCCGGCUCCGGAUCUAGUGUCUUCAGUGGAGACGCCAAGGCUUGUUGCUGUGACGCCAAGUUGAUCAAGACCAGAGCUCUCAAGAGAGCUUUGCACAGAAAGAUCAAGCGUUCUGUGAAGAGAGCGAUUGCCAGCAACCCAGAGAACAGCCACGACAUGUUCUUGAACUACGCCUACGCUAAGGUUUAA